Molecule: messenger RNA, 1759 nt
Organism: Tachysurus fulvidraco (yellow catfish)
Lineage: Eukaryota; Metazoa; Chordata; Actinopteri; Siluriformes; Bagridae
Gene: r3hdml
Product: R3H domain containing-like
Exons: 9
Coding region: 686-1426 (246 amino acids)
Source: RefSeq, a predicted model, not a curated record
ACACACACACACACACACACUUUAAAAGAGUUUCAUGAAAGCAGCCUCACCUAUAAUCUAAACCAAGUUUUUAAAUGUAUUAAAUAAAUAAUUUUUUAAAGACAAAAGCUUCCAUAAGUCUAUAAUAUCCAGUAGAGGGCAGUAUAAUCAACACAAGUUCUCUUACAGAUGCUCUCAAUGACCCCAUGCAGUGGACCUGUGCCAGUCCAUGGCAAGUUCCUUGGCACUGUAAGCAGUCUAGUGUGAGAUGUGUUGCACAUGGCAUGACUCCUUCAAGUCUUCCUGGAAUCCUGGACAUCUGCUGUGAGUGAGAAUUAAUCCACCUCAAGCUUUAGAUUAAGAUCCAUAUAAAGAAGAAAAGGAGCAUUUGUGGGUUUUGGCUGAGGAACCUCAGGAAGCCUGGCGCUCAUGCCGAGCAUGUGUGCUGAAAAAGCAAAAACUCCCAUCAUUGUGUUUUGUGAACUCAGAGACCAUCCCAGUGGGGGCUGAAGAAGCUCAGAGCUUCUGCUCCUCGACGUCAGAUGGCUUCAGUCACCACACGUCCUGUUAAGUACUGUCAAGCGGUGUGUUGUUUGCAAAGGCUGCUCAGAAUUCUGCUCACUGCCAGGCUCAGCUGCACCAAAGUGCUGGAAUCCUGACUGAAGUAUCAAGACUUUCCCUAAGAAUCCUAUUCCACAUCAGUGCCAUGCGUGCGCGCUGCAGUCACAUGGUUUUUGCUGCCAUCUUGUGGACGAUGCCGUGCACUACAGCGGCUGUGGUUGUGACCAACACCACAGAGCCCUUUCCCAUCACUGUGCCUGAGUUUGGGAUUGAACUAAACUGGAGGAACAGCAGCGAUGCGCCUCACAGCCGGAGAAAGCGCUAUAUUUCCUCCAGGGAUAUGAUGGCUUUAUUGGAACACCAUAACCUUGUGCGCUCUCAGGUCUACCCACCUGCUGCGAACAUGGAGUACAUGGUGUGGAACGAGAAGCUUGCGAGAUCAGCUGAAUCUUGGGCAUCACAGUGUAUAUGGGAUCACGGCCCAUCCCAUGUCAUGAGGUACAUGGGCCAGAACCUGUCCAUCACCACGGGAAGGUAUAGAUCGGUCCUUGAGCUGGUGAAAUCAUGGCACGAUGAGAAGUAUUCCUUCUCCUACCCCAACAGAUGUACCGGCUCUGUCUGCACUCACUACACACAGAUGGUGUGGGCCAGCACCAAUAAGAUUGGGUGUGCCAUCAACAGGUGUUCAAACAUGUACGUGUUUGGUGCUACAUGGAAACAGGCCACUUUACUGGUCUGCAACUACUCUAUCAAAGGUAACUGGGUAGGAGAAGCUCCAUACAAGACAGGAAAGCCGUGCUCGGCUUGUCCUUCUAUUUACGGAGGAUCCUGUAACAAGAAUCAGUGUGUUACAUCAAGACCCAGAAAAAAGCUUGAACGCUUUUAGUCACGCUGAUGGAAACGAAUGAAUUGUGACUGACACAAGAACUUUUUGUGGAAGCACAUUUUUGUGUUGCACCACUAUUGAUUGCUUUUGUAAAAUAUUGCAUUAUUUCACAUUUUAUACAGCAGUCGAACUAACACCUAACCAUUGUCGUAGUCGUCCCAAGAGUCAGUCCUGUGACUGCUGUGUUGUUGUCUCUUGUCCUGUCCCUGGACUGUUUGCACUGUUUUUUUAUGUUUGCAUUACUGUAAGAGUGGCAUUGCCGUUAGGUUCGUGUUGAGAGUUAAGCACUUUUAUGGUUUGUGUACACCCAAUAAAUUUUGAAGGAGUUCACCA